CCUUUUCCCGUUGAGUCGAGGAAACGCGAUCUGUCGGCGUUUCCCGAGAGCGAGAGAAGAAGAAGGAGAGAUGAGGAAAUUGGUCCUGGUCACGGCCGCCCUUGUGGGCGUUCUUCUCUGUCGUUCGUUGCUGCGUGCGACUGCCGACGUCGUAACCCUUAACGCCGACACCUUCGCCGAUAAGUACUUUUAUGAGCACAAGCAGAUGUCUGAACUCGGGAAUUCACAUGUGAAGGAGAAGGAUACAUUAUGGUUUGUUAAAUUCUGUGUUCCAUGGUGUAAACAUUGCAAGAAUCUUGGCUCACUAUGGGAGGAUCUAGAAAGGAAUGUUGAGGGCGAGGAUGGAAUUGAGAUUGGGGAAGUUGAUUGCAGUACUAACAAACCUAUCUGCACGAAAGUUGAUAUUCAUUCAUACCCAACUUUUAAGCUCUUCUAUGAGGGUGAAGAAAUUGCUAAAUAUAAAGGCCCUAGAGAUGUGGAGUCAUUGAAAGCUUUUGCUCUAGAAGAAGCAGUAAAAGCAUCAAAAGGGGAAUAUGACAGUGACAAAUCCUCGUUGUAAGAUCGGUGGCUGUUGGGAAGAUGUGAUAUUUGUCCCUCGUGCGCUCUUCAGAGAUUCUGGUUCAACGUCUACCACUGAGCAGAAUGAAUCAGUUCACCAAGUUUUCUGACAUAUUUUCCUGAUAUCUCUCCUCUUUCUUAAACUUAUUGUUUUAUAUGUUUCUUUGUAAAUUUUGGUUCACUUAACAUUAAGAGCGUUCUGGUUAUGGCUUUUUCCUUGUUUUUGUAAUAAGCCAAAUUUAUGGACCGAGGGAUGAUAUUCUGACUGGCCCUGAAACUCCUGUACGAUACGAAGUGCUACUCUUCUACAGUUUCAGUACCAUUAUUUUUGCAAUCUAUACGAGUAGCAUUCUUUUUC
Messenger RNA from Nymphaea colorata (pocket water lily), 916 nucleotides. RefSeq names its product protein disulfide isomerase-like 5-1. Bases 71 to 559 code for a protein of 162 amino acids. Gene Ontology annotation, molecular function: protein disulfide isomerase activity. Gene Ontology annotation, biological process: protein folding. Gene Ontology annotation, cellular component: endoplasmic reticulum. The record is from RefSeq and is a predicted model, not a curated record. The transcript is spliced from 5 exons. NCBI's taxonomy places the organism in Eukaryota, Viridiplantae, Streptophyta, Magnoliopsida, Nymphaeales, Nymphaeaceae.